AUUCAUCGAUCGGAAAAAAAUUACGAUUAAAACUGUCUAGAGUAAGUUCCGAAGCCAUUUACAACCCUCCUAAUAUUAUUUAUUCUUUGUAGGUACGGCUAACACAUUUAGCGAAAACAGGUCGUCUCACUCUCACUCAUUGAAACAACGUUCAGCAAUGAGAAAGUCCAAUAUAACCGUGAAGGACUUACGAGAAAUAGAGAAGCAUCACGCCAAUCUAAACACCAUCAGGCAAUGCUCGAACGCAACACCCAUCAGAAGCCGCGUUGGCAUCAGCUACACCUGCGCUUACUGUACAGAUGAAUACCCAAACCCUGCAGAUUUAAAAAGCCACACUUUAGAACAUCAUAGCCCUAGAUCCGCGCUCAAGUGGAUUGCAAAGGAGAUGUAUAAACCGUCUUCGUACAUAGUCAAACUUGACAUUACUGCGUUGAAAUGUAACAUAUGUGAUACCGAAUUUGAUAGCUUAGACGAUUUCGUAUAUCACUUGAUCACCGACCAUGAUAAAAAGAUUUACUCGGAUAUAGAAGACCACAUUGUACCGUUCAAAUUCGAAGAUGAAGUAUUGAGAUGCGUUUUUUGUUCGAAAAUCUGCAAUAAAUUCAAGACUAUGCUGGAGCAUAUGAACAUCCAUUAUAGAAAUGUCGUUUGCCACGUUUGUGAUGCUGGUUUUGUGAAUAGUAACAUAUUAAGUAAUCACAUUCCUACGCAUAAAAAAGGUGAAUUCGAGUGCACGUUUUGCGAUAAAAUCUUUGAUACGUCUUUGAAGCAGAAAGCGCAUGAGAAAGUAGUCCAUAAACAAGUUGUUUGGAACAAAUGCGGUAUAUGUGACGAGAAAUUCAGGAACCACGCUACGAAGGAGCAGCAUAUGGCUGCGAUGCACGGAGUGGGUAUAAUCGAAGUCCAAUGCCAGGCUUGUUCCAAAAUCUUCUCAAAUAAAAGACGUUAUACUAUUCAUAUGAAAAGGGACCAUUUAAUGGAGAGGGAGCAUAAAUGCGACGAAUGUGACAUGGCAUUUUUUGCGCAGACUGAUUUGAAGAAACACAUGCUUAAACAUACUGGAGAGAAGAAAUAUCAGUGCUCUGUAUGCAAGAAGUCGUACGGAAGACAGAAUACAUUAAAGGAGCAUCUGAAAAUACAUGCCAACAUAAGAAACUACAAAUGUGAUUAUUGUGAUCAGAAGUUCAUCCAGAAAUGCAGCUUGAAAGGGCAUCUAAAGUCCAAGCAUAAUGUUAUAAUCCAAUAACAGCUCUUUAGGUCUAGACUAGACGAAUCGGACCUUGUUUUUACUCGAGUUAAAAAAUAUUACUCGAACUUUCUAUGCAAUCGAGUUAUCUCGACGCAGCGAGUUGAUUCUGUUGCCACUAGAAGUCAUUUAGCUACUCUAUUUAUUUAGACCUUUUUACUUUGUUGAUUACUAAAAUUAAGAAUAUACAAAAACUUGACAAAAGCGCAAAAGUGCAAACGUAAGUGGCCAUAAAACUGGGCGUCUUAUUCAGGGUCAGACGGGACAGCUUGUGUAUAGAAUACUCCUGUCACUUUUGAGAUGGCUCAGUCCAAUAUCAACUUGCGUUGACACUAGUUUCGUAAUGUAAAUUUGUCUUAAGGAUCGGUGCAUAUACGGAAGACACGACGCGUAAUUGUUGGUGGCAAAACAUUUCAAUUUUGCAUACUCGGUGGAUUAUCCGUUGUGUAUAACGCAUAAUUCUGAAAGACGCUUGACGGCUAUUCCAUUUAUAAUCAUAAGUUAAUAAGAAUUUUUUAUGAAUGCAAUAAAGAAAUUAACUCAAAAGUAAUAAAAAUUGUUGGUUAUAAUUUCCUUAUUUACAUAUUCAUCAAUUACUGACCUCCAUAAUCAUUCCC
This is a messenger RNA of Diatraea saccharalis (sugarcane borer), 1863 nucleotides long. NCBI's taxonomy places the organism in Eukaryota, Metazoa, Arthropoda, Insecta, Lepidoptera, Crambidae. The record is from the annotation of a GenBank genome assembly.